UUUACCUUGCUGCCUGGCUUCUUCCGGUUGGAGACGUGGCUUAGAGGCGCUGCCAUAUUGAGCUGCGGAUAAGCAGUCGAGGGAGAAGAGCCGCAGAUAUUUUUCCUUAGUUUUCGGAGAAGUUGCGUAGGAUUUUAAAGAGACCGACAACAUCGGACAUUUUAUAUCAUAAGCGAUCACACACACGGAAAAUGGUGCUGUUGGCAGCGGCGGUGUGCACCAAGGCUGGCAAGGCCAUCGUGUCACGUCAGUUUGUGGAGAUGACGCGGACCCGAGUGGAGGGGCUGCUCGCCGCCUUCCCCAAGCUAAUGAACACAGGCAAGCAGCACACGUUUGUGGAGACGGAGAGCGUGCGCUACGUCUACCAGCCCCUAGAGAAGCUCUACAUGGUGCUCAUCACCACCAAGAACAGCAACAUCCUGGAGGACCUGGAAACGCUGCGGCUCUUCUCACGUGUGAUUCCUGAGUACUGCCGUGUUCUCGAGGAGAGCGAGAUCUCCGAGCACUGCUUCGACCUCAUCUUUGCCUUCGACGAGAUUGUGGCCCUGGGCUACCGGGAGAACGUCAACCUGGCACAGAUCCGCACCUUCACCGAGAUGGACUCUCAUGAGGAGAAGGUGUUCCGUGCUGUUCGAGAGACUCAAGAGCGUGAGGCCAAAGCAGAGAUGCGCAGGAAGGCAAAGGAGCUGCAGCAGGCCAGACGGGACGCGGAACGCGCCGGAAAGAAAACGCCAGGCUUCGGUGGCUUUGGAAGCUCCGGCAUGAGUAGCGGUAACUCUGCUACGGUCAUCCAAGACACUCUCAUCGAGCCCGAGAAGCCUAAGCCUGCCCCGGCCCCUGUCAGGGCUAGCGGUCCCAGUAAGGCCCUGAAGUUGGGUGCCAGAGGAAAGGAGGUGGACGACUUUGUGGACAAACUCAAAUCAGAGGGCGAGAACAUCAUCCUGCCCAGCACAGGGAAAAGGCCCUCAGAGGUGUCCAAAGCGCUGCCUGCUCCUGUCAAUACAGAGAGUGUGCAUUUGAGAGUGGAGGAGAAGAUUACUCUAACGUGUGGGCGGGACGGGGGCCUCCAGAACAUGGAGAUCCUGGGCAUGGUGACACUCCGAGUGGCCGACGACAAGAACGGCCGUAUCAGGAUAGUCUUAAAUAACAACGAUAAGAAAGGGGUUCAGCUGCAGACUCAUCCCAAUGUGGAUAAGAAGCUCUUCACAUCAGAGUCCAUCAUUGGUCUGAAAAACCCAGACAAGUCCUUCCCCCUGAACAGUGAUGUUGGCGUGCUAAAAUGGAGGCUACAAACCACAGACGAGUCUCUCAUACCACUAACAAUAAACUGCUGGCCAUCAGAAAGUGGCACAGGAUGUGAUGUCAACAUUGAGUACGAGCUGCAGGAAGACGCACUGGAACUCAAUGAUUUGGUCAUCACCAUCCCCAUACCGUCUGGAGUUGGUGCACCUGUGAUUGGAGAUCUUGAUGGGGAGUAUCGCCAUGACAGCCGACGUAACGUUCUGGAGUGGUGUCUGCCUGUGGUGGAUGUCAAGAACAAGACGGGCAGCCUUGAGUUUAGUGUAGCGGGCCAGCCAAACGACUUCUUCCCCGUCACCGUUUCAUUUGUUUCCAAGAGCAACUAUUGUGACAUGCAGGUCGCCAAGGUGACACAUGUGGAUGGAGAUGCUCCAGUGAGGUUCUCUACGGAAACCUCUUUUGUUGUCGACAAAUACGAGAUACUGUAAAGGAACAUCCAUGUAAAGAAAACAACUAUCAUCAGAGAAAAAAAAACAAGAUCAUUGGAUAUGGAAAUGUAUAAAAACACAACGCAGAGAGCUGCAAAUCGGAAAAGGUUCAUACUGACCUGUUUCUUCAACAGCAGUCUAAUAACAGGACAUCCUUUUCAAAAACAAAGCCCUUUUGACCUUGGUUUGCGAUAAUUGCUGUAUUUGUACCUUUAUAAGAGAGUGACAACACACGUCUCCAAAGGGAUCUUUAAGUGUAUAAUAAGAGACUGGCAAGGCUGGACAGUGGGAGUUGAAGGAGGAAUCGGUCACACGUUUGGCUGAGAAGGGCCAAGAGGAGUGGGGAAGGGUCGUCACAAGCCUUCGCUUCUCAAAACUAGGUCUCAAUAACAGACUCAUCGGUGACCGAAGGGGUGGGGGUGAGGGGGAGU
Messenger RNA from Alosa alosa (allis shad), 2158 nucleotides. It is a transcript of the gene arcn1a, whose product is annotated as archain 1a. Lineage: Eukaryota; Metazoa; Chordata; Actinopteri; Clupeiformes; Clupeidae. Gene Ontology annotation, biological process: retrograde vesicle-mediated transport, Golgi to endoplasmic reticulum; Golgi localization; endoplasmic reticulum to Golgi vesicle-mediated transport. Gene Ontology annotation, cellular component: cytosol; COPI vesicle coat. The coding region runs from base 192 to 1727 and encodes 511 amino acids. The transcript is spliced from 10 exons. The record is from RefSeq and is a predicted model, not a curated record.